Molecule: messenger RNA, 1667 nt
Organism: Rhagoletis zephyria (snowberry fruit fly)
Lineage: Eukaryota; Metazoa; Arthropoda; Insecta; Diptera; Tephritidae
Source: RefSeq, a predicted model, not a curated record
UUUCAACAGCAACUUCCAAGGUGAAGCGAAGUUCACCGCCGCUUUCUGAGCUUGAAAAGGAGUCCUUUGCAGAGGAGGACGAAGAGGAGGAAGAGGACGUCGUCGAUGACAAUGAUGAUGAUGAUGAGGGUGAUGACGACGAUGACCACGACGAUGAUAGUGAAAUAGAAGAAAAGAGGGGCAACCGAGCUAGCAAAAGAAGGUCAGCAAAGCCAAUUGACCAUGAUGAUGAGGAUGAUGACAACGAAGAUGAUGAUGAAAACGACGACCACAGCUAUGGAAAAAGAAAUGGUCGUCCUCUGAAGAGGACAAGCAGUAAAACCUCCAAAAAGAGGUACACAAAAGCUAACAAAAGACCAAACGUCAGCAGUGCUAAAAAUAACAACAGAAAAAGCGGUCUGAAAGCAUCAAAAUCGGCAAAAGGAGCUUCAAAACGCAAAUUUGAAAGUGAUGACGAUGAUGAUGAUGACGAGGACGACGAGGACAUCGAUGACAACGAUGAUAAUGAUGAUGAUGAAAAUGAUGAAGAGGAAACAGAAAGAUAUUCCAGCAGCAAAAGCAGAAAGUCCAAAGCAAAAAAGAGCUCACCUCAAAAGAAGAAAAAGUCUCAGAAAAAAGAGCCCCUCUUUGACGCUCAGCUGAAGUUCACCAGCAACGAGCUGUGCUCUGACAUUCGCUGCCAACCGAAUGAGUACUGCUUUGUGCCCUCGCCGGGCAUUGCCGAAUGCUUGCAAAAGCCGAUUUACGCGAGAACGCCCCCUAAACUUCCGUUGAAAAAGGCCUCUCACUUUUCAUCAUCUUUCACCCUAGAUAACGAUGGGGAUCAGACUGAAGAUGAUGAUGGAGAUAGUGACAACGACGACGAUGAAGAAGAUGAGGCAAACGUUGAGGCGGAGUUGAUGGCAGAAAAGCGGAAAAACAAAAAGAACAACAACAACAGCAAAAAGUCCUCUUCCUCUCCGUUUCAGGGCUCAAGGACUCUUCUUCGACGAACUUCAGCAACGUCAAUUAAAGGUAAACCAAUUACCGAUGAUGAGGACUACGAAGAGGAGAAAGAGGAGGAAGAUGAAGAUGACGAGGAUAAUGACGAUGAGGCUGAAAUUAAAUCCAACAGCCGCAAAAAGUCCUCCUCUUUAUCAAACUCCCACAAAACUUCUUCACUGCAACAAUUUCCAUCAGAGACAAAAGCAAAAUCCUUCAACAGCAGCAAAGUGCACAUGUGUCCGCCCUGCCCCUCGACCAAUAGUGAAUAUGGGCAUUCCUCUAAAUUUAGUCAUCAAAACCAUCAAAAUCAGGUAAUCUGCGGCUCGGACAAUGCCAGCUAUUCGAGCAGCUGUCGACUGGACUUUCACAAUUGCGUCCACGGAACGGAGGUUCGCUUUGCCUGCUUCGGUUUUUGUCCCUGUCUUCGAGUCUACGAAAAGGUCUUCAUAAAGCCCAAAAACAUUGGAGAAAAUAGUCGCAAAAACUUUCAACGUCAGGCCGCUCUAUUCCAUUCUGUUCCUCAUCCGACGUACAGCCCGCUGAAAAAGUCCAUCUACAACAAGGGAAGUUCUUCGUCAAGUUCUUCAGCCGAGAAAAUUCGCAUCAAGGCAAAGAAGGGCACCGCCAAUGAGGUGCUUCAACGAAAGGAGCUAGAAAAGAUGCACUACACCAUUUCCGAUAAA